Molecule: messenger RNA, 5166 nt
Organism: Labrus bergylta (ballan wrasse)
Lineage: Eukaryota; Metazoa; Chordata; Actinopteri; Labriformes; Labridae
Gene: b4galt7
Product: xylosylprotein beta 1,4-galactosyltransferase, polypeptide 7 (galactosyltransferase I)
Biological process (GO): carbohydrate metabolic process; proteoglycan biosynthetic process
Cellular component (GO): Golgi apparatus
Molecular function (GO): xylosylprotein 4-beta-galactosyltransferase activity
Source: RefSeq, a predicted model, not a curated record
CAAUAUUACAAUCGUCUUCUGUUUGAUAUUUUCCAGAGUGAAGUUGUCGUCUGUGGUUUCUCCGGUCGGUGCUUUUUGGUGUUAAUUUUAAUGUAUUUUUCCGUGUUUAAUGUUUUGUGGACCGUCUUUGACCGACACUGUCGUUAAAUUUAAAGUUAACGGUGGAAAAUGUUCAACCCGGAGCGGCUGAGUGAGUGAACCGCUACAUGCUACGUGUACAGUAAAGAGGCUGCUAGCUGAGCGACACAGAAACAGAAACAGCCCGUUCAUAAGAAACACUUCAGCGUCUUUUAAAACAUCUGCUGCAAAGCUAAGGGGUCUGAGUUUAAUCCUGGAGGAUGAGUUAGCAGGGAGGACACUUUGGUCUCCGUCAACACUUACAAAUGAGACAUGAAGGACUGAAGAUUAACAGAUUUCUGAGCAACAAACGCGACAGCUUCUGGGUUUUCUGUUUGUUUGAGAAGUUUGUUGUUGAUUUUCUUUUUGAAAACGGACUGAAAUCAGGAAGCUGAGAGGCUGUGAAGAUGAUGUACUCAUCGAGAAGAAAACCUGUCCUCUACUUCAAAGAGGAGAGAAGGUUCCUGUCGGGUAGAUGUACGGUCUACAAGCUGUUCGGCCUCUGCAUGGUGCUGCUGCUCGUCUCUCUGCUCUGGCUGCAGCUCAGCUGUUCAGGUGACUUGUCGGCCCCCGUGCACGAGGACAAACGACCCCCCCAGCACAUGCAGCCUCCGCCCUGCCCCGCUGACAGUCAGGCAUCUGCGGCCGACGACCCCUCCUGGGGUCCUCACAAACUGGCGCUCAUCAUCCCCUUCAGAGAGCGCUUCGAGGAGCUGCUGGUGUUUGUUCCCUUCAUGCACACUUUCCUCAACAAGAAGAAGAUCCGCCACAAGAUCUUCAUCGUCAACCAGAUGGAUCACUACAGGUUUAACAGAGCGUCUCUGAUAAAUGUCGGUUACCUGGAGAGCGGUAAUGACACGGACUACCUGGCGAUGCACGAUGUUGACCUGUUGCCUUUGAAUGAAGCUUUAGACUACGGUUUUCCCGAGGACGGACCGUUCCACGUGGCCUCCCCUGAGCUGCACCCGCUUUACCACUACAAGACCUACGUGGGAGGAAUCCUGCUGCUCACCAAGAAACAUUACAAAAUGUGUAACGGGAUGUCCAACAGGUUCUGGGGUUGGGGCAGAGAGGACGACGAGUUCUACAGAAGACUGAGGAAAGCUGAGCUACAGCUGUUUAGGCCGAGUGGAAUCACGACCGGAUAUAAAACCUUCCUCCAUAUCCACGACUCGGCCUGGAGGAAGAGAGACCAGAAGAGAGUCUCAGCUCAGAAACAGGAGCAGUUUAAGGUGGAUCCAGAGGGGGUGAGUAACCUCCGUUACUCGGUGGAGUCCCGGCAGGAGCUGAGCAUCAGCGGCGCUCCCUGCACCGUCAUCAACACCAAACUGGAGUGUGACCAGGAUAAGACGCCGUGGUGUCUGCUGUCGUAGAGGGAAACCAAACGCGUCGUUACACCGCUCCGCCUAAAGGAUUUAAUGUUUAAACUCUGCUCCUCUCUGGAUGUUGCGGCAGCACUGACUGACCUGCAGCACGUGGCUGCCCUGACAGGAGGAAAUAAUGGUACAAACAGAACCUAACCCAGGAUUUAACACUGAAGAAUUCACUCCUUCACUGAGCAGAAACAGACAAAAACUGAAUGCUUCCUUACUUUGAUUUGAGGAACUUCUCAACAACACACCUGCAGUAGAACAGGACAGUGAGGAUCUUAAAGAGAAUUAAAACCUCCUGAUGAUCCUUGAUGUUAAGAACCAGAACUUUAAAUUGCGUCAACGUAAAGUCGGAGACCUGGCAGGCGGACCACUUUGUGUGUCAAACCUCAGAGAAGUGGACGCAUGGAGAGAAACUGUUGCACCUAAACUGGAUUUAAACAGACGGGCAUGGACAGACCGGAGCUGUUUUGGUUUCAGUACCUGCUGACAUGGUGUGGAUGCAAAUGUUUUUUUUUUUAACUCUGGGAUCGUGCAAACAGAGCAGAGGUGAGCUGGACGGCUACAAACGGAGCAUAACACCUGACAUCACCGACCGCCAAAACACGCAUCGCAACACUGAAACCGUAGAGUUCAUUUCAGCUUCUGUAUCAUGUAGUCGGAAAGAGUCAUUAAGUGUUUCAGCAGAAACCAUCACAAGCAUCAGAUAAUGUUUUUAAUUCCCUUCUGAAGAGAAAAUCCUCUUAUCUACAGGGUGUUUGCUUCAUAUAUAACCCUCUAACAGACACACUUUGAAUUCACCAAAGAAGAUACACACUCACAGAAGUUACUUUUUGGGUCUGUUUGCCUUUAUUGGAUAGAACAGCUGAAGAGAGACAGGUAAUGGUGGGAGGAGAGAGUAGGGGGGCGACAUGCAGCAAAGGGGUGAGGUUGGAUUCCAACUGCUAGCCUAUCGACGUUCCCUAAAAACCUUUUUUUUUAUAAUUGCGACUUCUGUGUCUCAUGAAUCCAACUCACUAGGGGUGUUCAAAACUAUAGAUACACUUGAUUAUUGCGUUGGUAUUUUUUCUGAUACCUCCUCCAUUCUCAGAAACACUGUAUUGAUUUUUUUUUAGUUCAUCGUAGUGUUGUCAAAAUAUUUUAAACCUUUGAUAAUAAAUCAGACGAUAUCUGUACCCGCUUCAAUACCUCAACAACUAAAAUAGAAGUUCUGCACACCCAAGGUUGGGCCAUUUACCAUCAUUUGUAGUCAGACUGCUGCAUACAGGCUGAGUUACACUCGUGUUGCUAACCAGUGGAUAAUAUAGAAAACGUUCUCUCGCUUUCUGUCGCAGCAGCUUUUGAAGGUCUGUCACUUUUUAAAGCUUUGGUACUGUACCACACUUCAUCAUUUCAAUGAGAGUGUAUUGUUUAAAAACACGCGCUAACAAAAAGGUAUGAAAGUAUUUAAAAUGUUGACAGCCUUAGCUCCUAGUUUAAAUUCUAUUUAUCUUUUUUUUUUUAUCAUUUUGUUGCAGUGAUUUCUUUUUUAAAAACAUCACAACAAAUGUUUUCGAUCUGGAAUUCUUGAUUAUAAGAAACAAAACCCUCUAGGUUUAUUUUCUGUGGUGAAUUUAAAGCAUUCCUUUUACCCUUUAAAGUAAACUGAGCCAAACCAGGCUGAACUGUACCAAGACUAAGAUACCCCGUUGUCUUUUAGCUGCAUAAAUUCAGCCUGUAUUUGAAGCCUGACACAGAAUGCUGCUGAAGAGAAACAAUGCAGGAACAGAACAGAUUUGUUUCACUGCGAUCGAUUCAGUUCAUUUUUUUUUUUUUUUUUAUCUACCUUUUAGUUUAAGAAGGAACCAAAGAAUCCUGCAGAACAUCCACGAGAGUUCAGCGAUAUUGGAAUCAUGCUUUACCUCUUCAUGGUUUAGUGAAUGCCUUUAAGAAAACUGUGAAUAAUGAUCAUGUUUUUAUGUGCCAAAAACAAAAACCCUGCGGAUGGAGGAUUUAGUGUCGGUUCUGGAGCUUUUGGAUGUAAGAUGUGAUUUUCCUCUGCAUAAGAGUUUAAACUCUUUAAAGACGAGAACUCAUGGAAGACAAUAAUUCUUAGCAUUUGAAGGAAUGUGGACAAACCAAAUCUACUGAGGACGAUGAUAACAUAUGAUCAGAAGUUGCUGCACAGAAGUGAACCAUUUGGAAGAUAUCUUUAAUAAUUUUCUAAUUUAUCAAGUCUUCAAAAACAACUUUGGCUAUGCAGAAUCUCCAAACAGUUCCAAAACCUAAAGGUGUUCCCUUCUCUUAUUUUAGAAGAUUUUACUGCUUGUUAAAACAAUUGCAGAUCAUUUUCUGUCAGUUUACCAAUCCGGUUUUAUCGUUAUUAGUCAGCAUCAGAUUUCUUUGGUUCGUUCUCAGUCUGGGUUUUAAUCUGGAGCACCCUUCAACAAGACGUAACAACAUGGAACAUAAACAUCCUUCCACAUGUCACUUCUGUCUGCGAGGACUUCUUGUUGUUCAUUUGAAGUGAAGUUAACAGAUCACAGUCAUCCAAAUGGAUCCAGCUCUAACGGUUUCCUUUAAUAAUAAUGAGAGCGAUGAUUUCAUGACCUCAGACCCAGAGAGGAACCUGGUGGGGGAAGUAUUUAUUUUACUGAAAUAUUUGUGUAAUGUAUUUUUAUUUUAUUUUACUCCAGUGUGUUGUACUCAUUUCAUAAAAAGAACGAGUUGUGACUGAAUGUCGGACCAUCAUUAAGAGGGAUUUAAGAGAUAAAACCAAAAACAGCAGGGUUUGAAUGCCUUAUAGUUUCAUGUGGAAAGUCAGAAAAUGAACCUUUAAAAUGAAAUCCAAGGUUUAGAAAUGUGUCUCUGAAAGUUUGAUUGAAAGUGAAGUGUUAUUUAAAGUCAUUUCUUCCUCUUCAGGAAAAUGCAUGUGGUGUGACACAAAGUUUGAAGUCAGCACAAGGAGAGCAAAACAUUUUUACCUCGCUGGGUUAAAAAAAAAACCUCUUCUUAAAUUUGAGCUUGAAAAAAAAACCUCUUCUUAAAUUUGAGCUUGAAAUGCAUCAUUUAAUUGAGAAUCCACGGCUGCAGACAGAGUGCGGGGCUUCUCCUUCCCUUGUUUUAGUCUUACAGUUUAGGACUUAUGGACACAUGAGGUUAAAAAGCAUCCAUCCAUUCACCUGAGAAAUAUGUUUUUCUGUUUAUUGAGAAGCAAAAAAGGAUCUCACCCUUUUUCAUCAAACUGUGCAAAAUGUUACAUGUCUGACCAUAGACUGUGUAUUAUUAUUUACAGCCUCACAUAUGGUACACAACCAAUCCUUAGGGAGAAACUGGAACAAGCUUUAUGAAAUGUUACUGUAUUAUGACUUGAAGAUGCAAACUGUGUCUCAUUAGAAGCUCCAACAGAUGGUGAGAGUCACUGAUUGAUCUAGAUUUGUACCAGCUAAUCCUUCUCUGUUAGUCUGAACUUUUUAGUUUCAUAUUUAGACGGCUACUCUUAACUGUCUUCUUCUCUGCUGCUGUUACGUGUUGUUGAUUUGCCUCCAGGGGGCGCUCUGGAUUGUUAUUGCUCCCUUAAGUGUUGGGUUUUAGACGGUCUGUGCAUUUACAGGAUGUCGUCCUGAUUUUAUUUCCCAGAGAAAACGGUACCAUUGUUUGUACAAUAUUCAGUAUUUAUAAAAAUCUGAUUCUACAGAAA